CUGUGGUCCUAACUGGCAAGGAGUUUGUGGACCGGAACGAACCCAUCAGGCUCAAGUGUAAUGCCACGGGUGGGCCAAAGAUACCUGAGGACAUCGACUGGUUCAAGGAUGGCACUAAGCUGGACACGAGAGGCUCACGUGACCCUAACAUAGUGCUGACCAAAUUCAUGUCUCUAGAAGUAAGUGUUCAAGUCUCGAGUCUUUCGCUAUAUAUUUACAUAUAAGAUCUAUGGCAGGGACAAUGUGGUGGACGGGGGAACAGUGCAGCCAUCACGCGAGACCACAUCACUACUGGCACUUGGCACUGGCUACACAGCUAGCCAAAAUAUUACUUGAAGUUAUAUUAUAAAUUAGGAAGUUUUAGUGAUUUGAAAAUGUGUUUGGUUUAAAAAAUGAAAUAUUUAGUCGUCCCGAGAGACUUUUUCGGGACAACGGGUACGAUCGUGAAAAAACGGGACAAUCCCGUGUUUACGGGACGUUUAGUCACCCUACUCUAGAAGUAAGUGUUACGUGACGCGCAUGCUGAGUAGUAACCCUGGUACUGAGUAGUAACCAUGGUACUGAGCAAUAACCCUGGUACUGAGUGCUUAGACCUAAGGUAUUGGUGACGAUGAUUGUAAAGUUAUACCCCAAGGUCAAUGGCGAUUUGAUGGCAAAAGUUAGCCUAUUGUUGUAAAUGGUCAUUUUAGCCAGUGGUUAUAGACCACGAUAGUGUAACGGCCAGUUUAACUAGCGUUCACGGGCCAUGAGAGUGUAGUAGCCGGUUUAGCCUAUGGUUAUAGCCCAUGAUAGUGUAGCGGCUAGUUUAGCCAGUGGUCAAAGACCAUCAUAGUGUAGCUGUUUAGCCAGUGGUCAAAGACCAUGAUAGUAUAGCUGUUUAGCCAGUGGUCAAAGAUCCUGAUAGUGUAGUAGGCGGUUUAGCAUGUGGUUAUAGCCCAUGAUAGUGUAGCGGCUAGUUUAGCCAGUGGUCAAAGACCAUGAUAGUAUAGCUGUUUAGCCAGUGGUCAAAGACCAUGAUAGUGUAUCGGCCAGUUAUAAAAGGCAACGGCUACCACAGACUACGGUCAUUGCAUCCUACAUAGUCAAAAUGCUUUUCUCACUAUUAUUACUUUGGUGGUUGUUGUGUUUUUCUUAAAGAAUACCAUUUACGCGUGUCAGUGAGUUCGAAACCAUAACUUCCAUGUCCGGUCCAUGGGUAAUGUAAAUGUUUCAGUUGUGGAUUAGAGUCGUGUACUUACGUUUUGACAUAUGAGUUGUUGUUUUUUAUGGCGUCUUCAUGGCGGUGUUUGGUUUUUUUUAGAAAGAAGUUUCUCUCUCCGUUGAUGAGUGCGUCGACGACAUAGACUAAAUAUUUGAGAGCUAAGGAAAUGUGUCUUUUUUUUCUAAUGAAAUGUUUUCUAAUGAAGUGUUUUCUAAUGAAGUGUUUUUUUAUACCUGCCGCAGGACCAAGCGUUGAUCAGUGAACUGUUCAUUGAGCACACUGACACGGACGAUAGUGGCACUUACAUCUGUCGUAGCUCAGACCGAGAGAUUGGCAGCCUCAAGGUCACGGUCCUUGUAGGUGAGUAA
Lymnaea stagnalis (great pond snail) is the source of this 1569-nucleotide messenger RNA. NCBI's taxonomy places the organism in Eukaryota, Metazoa, Mollusca, Gastropoda, Lymnaeidae. The record is from the annotation of a GenBank genome assembly.